GCAUGUAGAAUCAAGGGUCACAAUGCUGUUUUCAUAGGGACAAUCUGCAUGUUUGAGGCAUCUUUGCAUGUGUCCAAGUCCUGUGUCCAUGCAAUGACUGCUUCAUUCUCAGCAUUCCUGCUCAUUUUGAGUGUUGCCUCUGUGUUUUGAGGGUGCAUUUUUUCUUCUGAAUGUUUGUGGGUUCAUCUGUGGAUGGUUUUUGGCUUCGAGGAGAGUUGUUACUUGGGCCGGUCGGUGGUCAUGGUUUGUAGUGAGUUGGUCGUUUGAAAGUGUGGUUUUAUAGGAGGGAGUUCAAUUGGGGAUCGGCGUUUGUUUCGUGUUUGAUUGUUGGGAGCUGGUGUGUAUUUUUUUGUGGCUCUGCUUGUGGUGGAGUUGUGACGAUUCGAGAGGCUCUGCCCUAAUUUUGCUCCGCUCUCUGACCCUCGUCUGUGGUCAGUGAAUUUGUCGAGAAAAAUUCAGCUGUUCUUACAAUUUUUGUGUUUUUGUUUUCCAGGGUGUUUGAUUCCUUCGAAUCCCAACCGCUGACUCUGAAGAGCUGAUCCAUCUUUAUUUUUUCUGUCAAGUUGGCUUUAAGGCUCAUUUCUUUACUGCAUGUGAUGCCUGAUUGAGGUCCACACCUAGUUUUGGACUUUGUUUGGGUGGCGCUGUUGUGUACUACAGAUUGGGAGAGUCUUCAUUUUUAAAUUGCGGGGGAUAGAGUUUAUGGUAUCGGGCUGGUCUACUUUGGGGUGUCGAAAAGGUUGUUGGGUGAACUCUUGUUUCUUCCCUCGCUGGUGCUCUUGGUUCGGUCAUUAAAAAAUUGGCUGUCUGGGGUUUACCUGAAUCCGAAGAUUGAAGGACUCUUCGGUGUUGUUGGAAAGAUUUUCAAAUCCCUGGAGCGGAAAACGUAGUGACAUUGUAUUUUGUGCGUACUUGUGAAUAGUAUUAAUCUAGAACUUCUUGCACGCCUUUGUUCAUGCAAGUGUCUCCUUCCUAUUUCAUCUUAGGGAGAUAGUUGUGAGCAUGAAUGCUUCUGAUUCCGUCCACUCCCCAGCUAUCUUUAGUUCAUUUAUUUUUCCCUUCAUAGUUUUAAAGUCCUAAGGCCCAAGACGGGUGUGAGAAUAUUGGCUCUAUAACAAACCCCCAUGUUUAGUUGCUGUACCAGUAUUGCCUUCGGAUUGCAUUUUUUCCGUUCUAUUUGAUGCAUUGCCCUUGGGAGCUGGGAAUGGUCAGUGCCGGUGAAUCACACAUGAAUUCUGGAUGGCAAACAAGACUACCAAGGUCUGUUUGAGGAUAUUGGAUUCCCUGUGAAGCGCGGGUGGCGCAAUCGGUGUUAUAUUUUCCUUCCCUUUCUCAAGAUGGGCUGUGCUACAUGUGUGGAUGAGCAAGACUAGGCUGGCUCAGCGGCACGGCAAUCAUGGUGGUUGCCAGUUCGAAAGCUUCAGCUCAGAAUGUUUUUGCGGACUUGCUGGAUUCGCUCAUUUUAGAUGUGGCAUCUGAAGCACACAGAGCUACUCGUCUGGGCUUUGACUAUCGGCUGAAGGGCGAGGAGGCAGAUGCAGCGCGCACCUGCGCUAGUGUCCGAGCUGCCUUGGGCGAUGUCGACUCUGCUGCCUCCGAGAACAGUGGCAAGUACACUGUGGAUGUAUUCGAACAGACACAUCCCAGCAUUGCUCAAGAGAUGUUCGAUUGUAUGAAUUGUGGGCGUCUUAUUGUCGCUGGUCGCUUUGCUCCUCAUCUUGAGAAAUGUAUGGGAAAGGGUCGGAAGACACGGGUGAAGUCAAGCUCUAGUGUGAAUGGUAGUCAGUCCCGGCGAGGUCGGGUAGCUGCAGCGACUUCCAAAAACAUAACCGACAAUUCUGCUGGUCAUAACCCAUUCUCAAGUAAGCCACUCGUGCGAGGUGCUGCUCAUGAAUCUCAGGAUAGUGCCCCAGAAGUUAACGGAACUUCAAUAACUGGGGGCUCAUCUGAGGACGUUGUUCCAGGGUCGUCUCAUCCUGGGAAAGCAAGAACCAAAAAGAGCUCCUUCAAAUUACAGUGGGUGAAUCCAGCUGCAAGCCUGUUUAAUGGCCUUGUAGACAGAGAAGGUUCUGCAUUUGACACUACUCCGGGAUCCCAGCUUGGUCUUGUAGCUGGCAUGGCAGUAUCUGUGGACCCUGAAGCUCCAGUUGCAAACUUCAGAUCGAUGGGAUCCGCUCGUACAAGCUCCAUCAAGGGACGGAAAGGCAACGAGAAGAAGAGGAACAUUGGGCAAGUUUUGGCGGGGUCUGCCAGCAUGGCCAAUGGAGUUAAUGGAAACGGGGAUUUGGAUACGUGGUCGAGAGCUGUGGAUAUUAGAAUUGAAAAUUCAGAUGCCUCUCUAAUGCCUCCAUUGUGGAGUCCUUCCUGGGGUUAAUGUUUGUAGCUAAUCUUACGGAACAUGAUGUGUCUCUGUCUACGAGCAGUCUCUGCUUCAACUACAUGGAGCCUGUGAAGGUUGCUCAGGGAAAACAAAAUUCGGAAUCCUCUAUUGAUUUGCGAGUGAGCUUGCAAACCUGAGAUUGCUCCCUUCUGCAGAGAUUGCUACACUAAGGAUUGCAACACUGGCAUCGAGAGAUCCUAUCGUAGGCAAAAGUAGGUGAAAAUUUGAACAGUAAGGACUAUGAACACAUAUGAAGAGUGUAUAAACUAUGUGCCUGAAAGAAAUGUUC
Physcomitrium patens is the source of this 2669-nucleotide messenger RNA. RefSeq lists its product as uncharacterized. Lineage: Eukaryota; Viridiplantae; Streptophyta; Bryopsida; Funariales; Funariaceae. The record is from RefSeq and is a predicted model, not a curated record. Gene Ontology annotation, cellular component: SAGA-type complex; DUBm complex.